UUUGUUUUUGUAGGCACGAGUGAUAAGCUUCUCUUUGGGCUUUACAAUAACCUUUGGUGCAUUAUUCACGAAGACAUGGCGAGUGUAUCGUAUAUUUACAAAUCGGAAAUUACUUAAACUUAGCAUUAAGGACCGUCAGUUGUAUGCUAUUAUAAUUGGUCUUGUUGGCUUAGUUUUAAUUGUGCUCAUAAGUUGGGAGCUUGUAGGACCACAUGAAAAGCAGACAAAAUUUCUUGUCAAAGAGAUGUAUUCCGCUGGAGAUGGCGUUGAAAUACAACCGUUUGUUAAUAUUUGUAGCUCAGAUUAUGCGGACAUGUUCGGAUGGCCUCUUUACAUAAUUGAAGGAGCUUUGUUGUCGUUUGGUGCUUUUUUAGCGUGGGAAACUAAAAAUGUACGGAUAAAGGCAUUAAACGACUCGUACCGUAUUGGUCUGUGUUUAUACAAUGUUGUGAUUCUGAGUGCGGUUGGGUUGACCUUGACAUUGCUACUAGAAGAUGAGAUCAUCAUAUAUGGUAUCACAUCAGGUUGCCUUCUAAUUGGUACAUUUCUGACCCAGAUUGUCAUUUUCCAUCCCAAGAUUCAAGCCGUUUGGUAUAAAGUAGAUGGACAAAAUAUGGCUCUAGAUGAUAAUAUCGGCACCAGAGCUGGCCUUUCAACGAUCCCAUCGACGAGUUUUAUACACGAUGACAACAAGUUAUCAAACGGUUGUAAUGAAAUGAAUGUUGAUGAAAGUGUGUUGAAGAAAAGAACAAAGGACUGUAAGACCGAAAGUUCAAUCUAGACACGAAACAUUUGUCUACGAUAA
This is a messenger RNA of Ruditapes philippinarum (Manila clam), 805 nucleotides long. RefSeq names its product gamma-aminobutyric acid type B receptor subunit 2-like. The transcript has 5 exons. Gene Ontology annotation, cellular component: membrane; G protein-coupled receptor heterodimeric complex. Gene Ontology annotation, biological process: G protein-coupled receptor signaling pathway; gamma-aminobutyric acid signaling pathway. The record is from RefSeq and is a predicted model, not a curated record. Bases 245 to 781 code for a protein of 178 amino acids. Lineage: Eukaryota; Metazoa; Mollusca; Bivalvia; Venerida; Veneridae. Gene Ontology annotation, molecular function: G protein-coupled GABA receptor activity.